AUGUCCCGUCCUCCACCGCCGCCGCCCAAGUCGACUCCCUCCAGCUCCUCCCAAAUGGCCAUGACCGAGACUCAGAACCUCCCCAACUUCCCCCCGCCGCCCUUCCUGGGCCAUCCGUACCGUCGCCUGCCCCAGCCAGUGCAACUGCCGCCUCUGUCCAUCCCUCCCGCUUCUGUGCGACCUGACUAUCCGUCCUUCGUGUCUCCGGCAAGCCACCAGCUCCCUUCCAUCCACUCUCUGCCCCCAGCCAGGCCAUCACAAACCCGCUCAGCAGCACCCGUCGACAAGUUGCUGUCCUCCACCCCGUACACACCGCCUCGUCCAGAUCACCACUACCCGAAUGCUGUCUCUCCCCGCUCAGACAGGCCCCUGCCCCGCCGCAUGCCUGAACGCUAUGCCGCCAUAGAAGAGCCGCGCCUUCCUCCUCAAGAACCACCCUUCGUCCCGUCUGCAAACCAUCCUCCCCCUCCUCCUCCACCACCACCACCUGCUCCUCAGAGGCCUGCCUACCAGCCCGUCCUGUCACCCAACUACACGCCGAGCUAUGCCCCCAGCACCACGUCCUUCCGUGGUUCAAUAGACUCGCAUCGCAGCUCUGUAGCUUCGUCGUUUGGUCCCCCUGUCACCUAUCCAGAGCCACCAGCUCCAAUCCCUGCUCAACGGCCGCCUCCACCGCCAAUCUCCACCGUGGCGUGCGCAGGUCCCAUCGCUGCACCUAGUGUGCCAUUUCAUGGGCCAGUGCAAGACAAAAAUCAACAUACAUAUGAGCUUAUAGUGCGGCAGCAGCCCAUUGCAGCUCGAGCAUGCGGAUUUGGUGAGCGGGAUAGGAGGGUAAUAGACCCGCCACCGAUCAUUCAGCUCCGGGUGACGGACCCCAGGACCGGAACGACGGACCAGGACGAGCUGCGCUACUCUUUGAAUGUGGUGCACUGUACUCUCUGGAACGCCGACGGCACAAGCGAAGAGACGGCGUUGAUCCAACCGGAUCGGCGAACCACACGGCGCCUGAUGGGCCAACUGGUGGCUUCGCCUUCCGUGGCCAAAGAUGAGCAUGACGUCGAGGGUUGCUUUUUCUGCUUCCCGGAUCUUUCCUGCCGCACGCACGGACGCUAUCGCCUGCGGUUCAUUCUGAUGCGUAUUGACCCCAUGAAUUUGCACGUCGGGGGUCUUAUGCCAAUCCUCACCGAGGUUUUGAGUGACGUCUUCACCGUCUACACCGCGAAGGACUUUCCAGGGAUGCGGCCGAGCAGCGCUCUCACCCGGGCACUCAAGCUUCAAGGUUGCAACAUUCAGGUCAAAAAGGGCAACGAGAAGGCUCUGGCAAGGAGACGGGCGAGUGCGAUCAGCGAGGAAGACGACCAAGGAGAUGGCGACACCAUGUCGAAUUCAGGGCGCAAGAGGCGCCGGGAAUGA
This is a messenger RNA of Aplosporella prunicola CBS 121167, 1413 nucleotides long. RefSeq lists its product as uncharacterized. NCBI's taxonomy places the organism in Eukaryota, Fungi, Ascomycota, Dothideomycetes, Botryosphaeriales, Aplosporellaceae. The record is from RefSeq and is a predicted model, not a curated record. The coding region runs from base 1 to 1413 and encodes 470 amino acids. The transcript has 2 exons.